GAAGAACAAUGCAGCGCCCAGCCCGCAGAGCCUUGCGGUGCCGCGCCCUGGGGCGGACCUGCCUGUGGCCUGCCGGGAAAUGUAGUGUCUGAAGCCCCGCCCGCGCCGCCCCGCCAGUCGCCGGCCGGGCGCCCAGUGCAACUACAAGUUCCAUCACGCUCCGCGAGGCCUUGAUCGCCAGGCUUUUGCAGGGAAGGGAGUGGGAAGAACAUGGCUGAAGGCAGUCAGGGUGGCCCAGCGUGUAACCUGGUGGGUGGCCGGCAGGACCCAGUUUCCGGCACUGACGGCUGCAACUUUCCAGAGUAUGAGCUUCCCGAGCUAAGUACGCGCGCUUUCCAUGUGGGUGCCUUUGGGGAGCUGUGGCGGGGCCGUCUGCGUGGUGCCGGGGACUUGUCGCUAAAGGAGCCGCCGGCAUCCGUGCUGCCAGCGAGUCAGGGGAGCGCUGACGCCGACCGGGAGGAUGCCGCGGUGGCCCGGGAUCUGAACUGCAGUUUGGAGGCGGCGGCUGAGCUGAGGACGGUGUGCGGCUUGGAUAAACUGAAAUGCCUUGAGGACGGUGAGGAUCCAGAAGUCAUUCCAGAGAAUACUGACCUGGUGACUUUGGGAGUUAGAAAAAGGUUCUUGGAACAUCGGGAAGAAACCAUUACAAUAGAUCGAGCCUGCAGACAAGAAACAUUUGUUUAUGAGAUGGAGUCACAUGCCAUAGGAAAAAAGCCUGAAAAUCUAGCAGACAUGAUAGAAAAAGGGGAGCUUAUCCUAUCUGUGAAUAUCUUGUACCCUGUUAUAUUUCAUAAGCACAAAGAACACAAACCAUACCAAACAAUGCUGGUAUUGGGCAGUCAAAAGCUCACAGAACUGAGGGAUUCAAUUUGCUGUGUCAGUGACCUCCAGAUUGGUGGUGAAUUCAGCAACACUCCUGACCAAGCCCCUGAGCACAUCAGCAAAGACCUAUACAAAUCAGCCUUUUUUUAUUUUGAAGGAACAUUUUAUAAUGAUAAAAGAUACCCAGAAUGCAGAGAUUUGAGCAGAACUAUCAUUGAGUGGUCAGAGUCCCAUGAUAGAGGCUAUGGAAAGUUUCAGACUGCCAGAAUGGAAGAUUUUACCUUCAAUGACUUAAGUAUUAAGCUGGGUUUUCCUUACUUAUACUGUCAUCAGGGAGACUGUGAACAUGUCAUUGUCAUUACUGACAUAAGGCUUGUGCAUCAUGAUGACUGCUUGGAUAGGACACUGUAUCCCCUUCUUAUCAAGAAGCACUGGCUAUGGACCAGAAAAUGUUUUGUUUGUAAAAUGUAUACAGCUAGAUGGGUGACGAACAAUGACAGUUUUGCACCAGAGGACCCAUGUUUCUUUUGUGAUGUUUGCUUCCGAAUGCUCCACUAUGAUUCAGAAGGCAACAAACUGGGGGAAUUCCUUGCUUAUCCAUAUGUUGAUCCUGGAACCUUUAAUUAAUAGAUACACACACAAAAGUACCCCCUCAUGAAGUAAUGUUCUCUUGGAUAGUUACCUUAUUUUUAAGAAACGCCACUGAGGAACAGGAUCAACUUUGAACAGUCUGUUAAAGCUACCAAAAAAAAAAAAAAAAAAUGUUCAAAUCACAGAUAUUCUGAUUGUAUUUAAAUGUUAAUAACAUAUUAAUUUCAUAUUUAUUCCAAAGUGUAUUUUUUAAUUUAGUGCUUUUUACCCAUUUUGAGUUAAGUUGUAUUACUUUAUGUAGUUUGGCUAUAAAUCCUUUGUCAGUCACACAUAUUCUUUCCACUUAAUCCAUGCCUUCCCUAUUCAUCUCUGUCCAGUGUUUUUGCUAAAGAUAGAAUAAUGAUACAUCAAGUAGUAGAAGUGUUUUGAAAAUUCUUUGAAGAAUGUGAGAGCUACACCCUCUACCAUGAGGCUUCCAAGGUUAUAUUUAAAUUUGACUAUCUGGAUGGCUAAGAACAGACAUUUAUCAUAUAAAUGGAAAACUGAUGAAACCUAUAAGCCUAUAUGUUUAAAAGAUUGACAGUGAAGUAUGUUUUAUGGACUUAAAUGCCACAUAUCCAGUUAAGUCCAUGGCUUGGAGAUGACAAGCACUUGUUUCUGGUAUGUCUAGUGCUAUCAUUCAUUGAUUCAGUCCAUACACAGAUCAGUAUAGAGAACUCAGAGGCUGAGUUGUACCUAAGUUUUUACUUUCUUGUAUACAACAGUGCUAAAUUGAGCAGAUCGGUAACUGCCGGCAAAUCAUAAAGAUAAAUGAAUGAUUUACCCAACCCUAAAAUUCCACAGGUAAAAGUUUUGAUUCCUUUUCAAUACUGCAUUCCUUAUAGCUCUUACAUGAAUAUGCAAGGACAUUUUAUUCAUCUUCAUUUCAUACUCUCAAAACACCAAACCCACAAAGUUAAUUAUUGCCAUAAUGCAUUAUUCCAUGUGUAGUGUCAAUUCAUUUUAGUGGACAAAGAAGAAAUAUGCCAGUUAAAACAUUUCUACUACUGGAUUCUUGUUUUAUUAUUUGAGAAUGUUAGUCUACUAGUUCUUAAUAAGGGCUAACUUGUUCAUCAAAGACCUAUUAUCGUUUCUAGUGAAACUGAGGUGAAAAGUUAACCAACCAGGUUACUCUCAGUUUGCCCAUAUGUUAUUAUCUAUCAGUUAUACAGGUAUCCCACCAAGUUCAAGUCCAAGGAAAUCCCUAACUUUGUAUAUUUCUGGAGCUAUGAAACCCUGAUUUAAGACAGCUUUUCUUUUUUUCAAGACAGCUUUUCUUUAUACUUAUUUCAAUCAAAUAUAACAUGCCUGUCAAAUUACAUGUAACAUCAAUGAAGAUAGACAGGUUGAAAAUGUUGUCAUGAACAUGUCAGUCAACCUCCUUGGUGGUUGAAUUUGACUUUUAUAUAAUAGUGGAUGCAUGUGGACAAAGUAUGUGAGAGAAGCAAAAGCUCUUUCUUUAAACAAACAUUUCAGUCCUCAGUCUGCCUAUUAUACCAGCUUCUUUGUUUCUAAAGAGUUUAAUGAUACGGGUUUGCUAUUUCCAUUAGAGCACAAAAUAAAGUUAGCACCCUGCUAACUUUGCUUUUAUACAGGAUUAGAGGCAGACUUCAUCUUAACCUGACAUCCGUAACCAGGUAAGUGUAUGUGAGUAGGAAAACAGACAGCAGUACUGUAUCAGCAAAAUCUAGCAUCAUAUUAUUGAAAAUCAUUGAAUAUAAUAGUAAUUAUAAAGUGUAUUGUCCUCUCCAAUCAUACCAAGUCCAAUAAGUUCUUGGAUUCAGAUGGAUGUAUCUGCUGUUUCUCCAAACAGCUAAGAAAACUUCAACAAUCAGUUCUGCUCAGUCAUGUAUGAUUUUUUUUUUUUUUUUUUUUUGAGAUGGAGUCUUGCUUUUUGCCCAGGCUGUCCAGUGGCGCAACCUCUGCCUCCCAGGUUCUAGCGAUUCUCCUGUCUCAGCCUCCCAAGUAGCUGGGAUUAUGGGCACAUGCCACCAUGGCCAGGUGAGAAGAAAACAUCAGAAGCAGCUGAGCAACUAGGAAGUGGGUCCUCUAGGGAUGAGGAGGCAUUGUGAUGGAUGGUUUUCUAAAAAUGUUUCUCCAGAGUCAUCUGCCUCAUGAUCAAUGGUUUUUGCCUCAGAUGUCUCUUUUUCAUAUAAACUGACAUGAUUCUUUUGUUUUGAAUGCACAUUGCUUUAGUACUUAAUAAGCCCAUCACAUUUUCACCAUUUUGCCUAUACAUGCUUUUUCUGUGGUGUUAACAAUGAGACUAUGUAUCAAAGCAAUUUUUAAAAGCAGUGGCAAAUGGUUUAAAAACUGGUAUAAAAUUGUCAGCUUUUUAUCACA
Messenger RNA from Callithrix jacchus (white-tufted-ear marmoset), 3795 nucleotides. Lineage: Eukaryota; Metazoa; Chordata; Mammalia; Primates; Cebidae. The record is from RefSeq and is a predicted model, not a curated record.